Messenger RNA from Periconia digitata, 1747 nucleotides. The record is from the annotation of a GenBank genome assembly. NCBI's taxonomy places the organism in Eukaryota, Fungi, Ascomycota, Dothideomycetes, Pleosporales, Periconiaceae.
CCGUGUCCUACCUAUUCGCUGAUCACGUACAAUCCUAAGCCUCUGCGCCGCAGCUCGACGCAACCCAUACAAGUUUCCAAGACUGCAGUUUAUGCUUCGCAUUCUAUUCGUUCCCGGGCCGACGUUCUCGGUCCGUUCAUCAUUCCUAAGAUAUGUCCCUCACACCUCUCCAAAACCGCAUCGAUAAAGUCCGAGCAGAGCAGAGCGCCAAGAACUCUACCAUCCUGACUCCACCUGCGAGAUCAACACGACGGCCCUACGCUAGAAGACUGCCAUGGUUGGAUGGAAAAUCGUCAUUGGCAACUUCACCCGCCAGCACGACCUCGCCACCACUUCGCAGAUCCAGUCAGCUCAUAGAGCAGUUGCCGAGAGCGCUGGAAGUACCCUUAGCUGCGGCUUUCUCCCACUCUCACUCGCCGACUGCAGACGUCCUAUCGGUUUCUUCGCAAACACUCGGAGCGCACAGUCCAGAAACCUCGCCUGACAGGCAGCAUGUCCCUAUAGCUUUGGUCUCCGCCUUACGCCGUUCAUCGGUUUCUCAUGCGCCCGCGAAAAGACUAUCGAUUGUGAACAUAGAUGACUCGGAAGAUCCACCCGAGGUGCAACGGCCGAGAGCAGAAAGUCUGGCUCCAGUCCCUGAUCAUCUCGACAGAACAGAAACACCCGAGUUGGUACUCAUUCCACGAGACGUAUACAAGGCUUCACCGCCUCGGUUCAUCAAGACAGUACAAAUAUCACCAAACCAACCAACUCCCAGAAGUGGCCCUCUUACGCGCGUCAACUCGGAGCAACUAAGCCAUACAGUGGAAGGUCUCGAGAACAUUGUUCAGGAUGCCGUGCUGACUGCGGAGGAAACCAACGAUCCUGAUCAAGUCGCAGAGCUAUACGCGAUUGUUGAAGAUGCAAGAAACGCGAUACAGGACGCACUUGCCGACCCUCUUGCGGUGAAAUCGUCGCCGCUCGAAGCUUCAGACCUUUCAGAUCUCUCGGGCUUCUCGUCUGACUCCUCUGUGGAACAAGAAAUGCACCAUCGCAAGCCCACGUAUUCGCCACCCAUACCUCCUCUACCCACAGCGCAUCUAGAAAGCGGGCUUCGAGCUGUAUCUCCUGUCCAACUCGGACACGGACGGACGGAAGCUCGUGAUUGGGCUUAUCACAGCAGUAAAGACCCAGAGCGGGACGGAAAUAAUUCAGUUGAGCCCAGUGAAGUUGGCCGGGGCCGCUCCCAGUCGCGCUACAGCACACACAGCGUCAAUCUACCCCAUCCCCGAACUCCCCAGCUUUCACCGCGAGAGAAUGUCGACCAUACUUCGAGACCUAUUCGCAAAUCAUCCCGCGGCCGUUCACGUCAACGCAGGCAGGGUAGCUUUGAUAGAGAUGCGCGGAGAAGUCACCAUCAUACACGAUCUAGAUCUCUUCGUCAGCGCCGUCGCCAGCAAAAAGCCGGUCUCAGAGUUUACGACAAAUCGGUCGACGUAGAUGAUCUUGACGAUGUGGGCAAGCCUUAUGAUGUUCCAAAAUUCGAUGACCCGCCUGAUGAGCAGGAUGUGGAGAAUGGUCACACGUUCAGUCGGCGUCGAUUCCAUCGCCGGCAACCAAUCGCUCGCAACUGGAGAACGGGAAAGAAGCGACUCACGGCAAUGAUAGCCUGCAUCAAUACCGCUCUUUUGGGCAUUAUUGUUGGAAUAUAUGUAAGUCAAACAAGUCCAUUGUAUUAUCAUCGCAUGUCUUUGACACCUGACUAGGC